AAUUAUUAUGGAGGAUGAAAAGAAAGAAAUGUAUGAGUUCAUCGAGUCUUUAGCAAACUCCACCUACAUGAACUUCGAAAACAUCAAAGGUUCAUCAAACGUAGACCGAAUCCUUUCAAUGCUUCGGAUAGCGCCAAAGGAUUACAUGGUGCUUAUAGCCAACUUAACAAAGGACCUUACCCGGCGGGAUCAUCAAGAGCUGCGCGUUCGAAACCAGAACAACCUCGAGUACAUUCGGUCGGAUCAGACGUUGACUGAGUACGGAAUUUGUUAUACCACCAAUAGCUUCAUUGCGCGCAAUUUAACGACAAGAGACACAACGGUUGCACAACGUGGCUGUCGGUUCUUCUCCGAGUCGAAUCUCACUCACUACAGCAUCUACACUAAAGGAAUCUGUCUUCAGGAGUGCCGGUUGAAUAUUGCCUAUCAGCACUGUGGCUGCAUUCCACAUUUUUACCCCAACAAUGUGAAACCACCGAAACCAGUGUGCGACUAUCGUACGCUCAAGGUUUGUUUCCCACCAUUGAAGCAACUUUUCCUUGAAUUCCGAGAAGAUCACGAUGGCCAUGAUUCGAUCGACUGCUACUGCGAACAAAACUGCGUAGACUCAAAGGUCAUUAUCGAGAGAACUCAGGUUUUGGUUGGAACACGAAAACUUCUUGGCAGCAAUGGUGGCCUUGUUCUAAUGAAGAGAUACCCACUGAUUCGCUUCAGCCGACAAGUGCUGUUUACUUUUACUGAUUUAUUAGUUUCUAUCGGUGGGACAGCCGGCCUAUUCCUUGGCUUCAGUGUUUUGGGAGUAGUGGAAAUUAUCUACUUUUUUACUCUUCGGCUUGUGUGGUACUGUUUGGGACGCCGCUAAUGGGGACAUGGCAUAGUUUACUCGUUUGCUCAUAAUAUCAUGUUCAUAUGGCUAUAGAAAUAGAACUCAAUUGCUUACACCGACAAGUAAAGUC
Messenger RNA from Armigeres subalbatus, 956 nucleotides. Its product is annotated as sodium channel protein Nach. The transcript is spliced from 6 exons. The record is from RefSeq and is a predicted model, not a curated record. NCBI's taxonomy places the organism in Eukaryota, Metazoa, Arthropoda, Insecta, Diptera, Culicidae. Gene Ontology annotation, molecular function: ligand-gated sodium channel activity. Gene Ontology annotation, cellular component: plasma membrane. Gene Ontology annotation, biological process: sodium ion transmembrane transport. Bases 8 to 862 code for a protein of 284 amino acids.